This is a messenger RNA of Momordica charantia (bitter melon), 1626 nucleotides long. RefSeq names its product NAD-dependent glycerol-3-phosphate dehydrogenase family protein (gene GLY1). Gene Ontology annotation, biological process: carbohydrate metabolic process; glycerol-3-phosphate catabolic process. Gene Ontology annotation, molecular function: glycerol-3-phosphate dehydrogenase [NAD(P)+] activity; NAD binding. The record is from RefSeq and is a predicted model, not a curated record. NCBI's taxonomy places the organism in Eukaryota, Viridiplantae, Streptophyta, Magnoliopsida, Cucurbitales, Cucurbitaceae. Gene Ontology annotation, cellular component: cytosol.
UAUCUGUUUGCCCAUCACAUUUCCACCUGAUCUUCUAGACGUUACCCGCUAUCUUCCCUCUGUCUUUCUCUUCAGUCUUCAAUGGAGACGCCAUUAAUGGACCUUUCUUCCCACAGCCCAUUUUUCACCCCCAAGAAUCAUUCCUUAUACCAUUUUUACCCUUCAAAAAUAACCAUUCCUACCCUCUGUUGUCCCAAUAACCCCACCACUUCCCUUCGCCGGUUUUGCGCCGAUACGACGCCGCCUGAAGACAUUCACGCAGCAGCUUCAGAUUCGGCCCCUGAAAGAACCCAGAACCGCCGCAGGAUAGUCCGAUUAGCGUGGGAGAAGUUGGUCCGAUGGUCCAGGUCUUGGCGGUUCAAGGCCAGGACCGAUGUUCUUGAGCGUACGAACAAGGUGGCUGUGCUUGGAGGGGGAUCUUUUGGUACAGCAAUGGCUGCCCAUAUUGCUGGUAGAAAGCCCCAAUUGGAAGUCAACAUGCUUCUUCGUGAUCCUCAAGUAUGCCAGUCAAUUAAUGAUACCCACUACAAUUGUAAGUACUUCCCAACGCACAAGCUACCAGUAAAUGUUAUUGCUACAACUGAUGCCAAAGCUGCUUUGCUAGGUGCUGAUUUCUGUUUUCACGCUGUACCUGUGCAGUUCAGCUCAUCGUUUCUUGAGAGCAUUGCUGAUCAUGUUGAUCCACACGUGCCAUUCAUAUCCCUAAGCAAAGGGCUGGAACUUAAUACCUUGAGGAUGAUGUCUCAGAUUAUACCACAAGCACUCAGUAACCCUCGACAACCUUUUAUUGCUCUUUCAGGACCUUCAUUUGCUUCAGAAAUAAUGAAUAAAUUGCCAACAGCAAUGGUAGUGGCAUCAAAGGACAAAAAAUUGGCAAAUGCAGCCCAACAACUGCUAGCUUCUAGUUAUCUAAGAAUAAGCACUUCAAGUGAUGUCACAGGGGUGGAGAUUGCAGGUGCACUAAAGAAUGUGCUUGCAAUAGCAGCAGGAAUUGUUGAGGGGAUGAAUCUUGGUAACAACUCUAUGGCAGCUCUUGUAGCACAAGGGUGUUCUGAGAUCCGUUGGCUGGCAACAAAGAUGGGAGCGAAGCCAACGACAAUUACCGGUCUCUCGGGCACAGGGGACAUUAUGCUUACAUGUUUUGUCAACCUCUCCCGAAACCGAACUGUUGGAGUACGACUAGGAUCUGGCGAGAAUCUGGAUGAUAUAUUGAGCUCCAUGAAUCAGGUUGCAGAAGGUGUAUCAACUGCAGGGGCUGUAAUCGCAUUGGCUCAGAAGUAUAAUGUAAAGAUGCCAGUUUUGACAGCGGUGGCCCGGAUCAUUGACAACGAGCUAACGCCACAAAAAGCGGUUCUUGAAUUGAUGGGGCUUCCUCAGGUGGAAGAGGUCUGAAACCUGAGGGGCUCCACAGAUACUUGCAUCAUAAUCACAGAACUUUUGUGGCAUGAAACCUUGCCAGCAACUAUUUUUACCACGAUAUUAUGAUAUCGAAAAAUUUUAUUUGUCGAAGGAUUCUUCGCUAAUUUUUGGGAGAUCAGAAGUUGUUAUGUCAAACCUGCCAGUUGAUAUGAACAUUUGAGCAUUUUGAUUCUUAUAAAUUGAAUUCAAUGAUUUUGUUCUUGUAAA